AUGCUCACCUCGGCUGCCUCCGUGGCCCCUGAGAUGGCUGGCCGGUGCCCCCCGGGGCCCCCGGGACCGCCCCCACCGCUGCUGCCCAAGCCCGGGAAGGACAACCUGCGUCUGCAGAAGCUCCUGAGGAAGGCAGCCCGGAAGAGGACGAGCAGGGCCGGGCCGCCUGCCCCGCCCGGGCCUUUCCGCACGUCCUUAUCCCCCGUGAGCGAGGCCGGCCGUGACCAGGAGACCCUGGCCCCGCGGCCCGCGGAGGCGCCACGGGCGGUGGCCACCCUGCCCUGCUCCCCCCACACCCGCGUCAUCCACCACGUGGCGUCCCCCCUGCAGAGGUCCACGUUCUCCUUCAGCCUCACCCAGCACAGGAGCCUGGCUUCACACUCCAAGCCCACGGGGCCCCGGCUCGCAGACCCGGUGCCAGAACCUGCGCAGUCCCCCUGCGGCUUUGCGCAGGUCUCAGGCCCCACCGUGAGGGGCACCCACAUCAGCCAGGUGCACUUCCGCCGGGCACCGUCCCCGCAGGCUGGGACCCCUGAGCCCUCCCCAGUGGCCCCGGAUGGUGGGCCUGGCGACCGGGCCCAGGGCACAGCCAUCCGCCCUCCCAGGGCUCAGCCCCUGCUGCCUGUGGUCCGCAUCCACUCACCGCCCGCCAGGGCCCAGGCUGCCAGCCCUCGGCACGGCGAGCCCUCUGUGCCCAGGCCGGCCCCCGGCUUCCAGGCCUCGGGGCCCAGAGAGGCCAGCAGCCGGGUGGUGGUGUCCAUUGCCCCCACCUACCGCUCACCAGGACCCUCGCCUUACAGGCCGGCCUCUGUGGCCCCCGAAGCUGGGCACCGGGAGAACCGCCCCUCGGCCGGCCCUGCCGCUGAGGCUGAGCAGGUCUCCAGCCCCCGCGAGGCCUCAUCCCCUGCCCCACGGUCAGGCCCCCACCCGUGCCCUGUCCCCAAAGUCGCGCCCAAGCCCCAGCUCAGCGGCUGGACACGUCUCAAGAAGCAGCUGCUGGAAGAGGCCCCCUUCCCGGAGCCAGAGCCGAGCCCGGGGCACGCGGGGCUGGGAGGGGCAGCCCCCACUGUCUCGGCGCCCCGGCCGGCCCCCGCCUCACGGUCCUCCAGGAUGUGGGACGCAGUGCUGUGCCGCAUGUCCGUGGCCGAGUCCUGUGGCGGCCAGGUGGGGCCCCGGGAUGGGGUGCGCGCCCCUCCUGGCCUCAGCCGCCUGCCCUUCCUUUGCUGGCCUCGCUUCAACGCCCGGAAACUGCAGGAGGUGGCCGCCCAGCCCCCUCCCACGCGCUACCCCAUCCCGGCCCUGAGCCCCCAGCCCAAGAACUUCAAUCGUUCGGCAGCUGGCUGGAGGCUCCAGUGA
Lipotes vexillifer (Yangtze River dolphin) is the source of this 1356-nucleotide messenger RNA. It is a transcript of the gene PRR33, whose product is annotated as proline rich 33. The coding region runs from base 1 to 1356 and encodes 451 amino acids. The record is from RefSeq and is a predicted model, not a curated record. NCBI's taxonomy places the organism in Eukaryota, Metazoa, Chordata, Mammalia, Artiodactyla, Lipotidae. The transcript has a single exon.